Molecule: messenger RNA, 2106 nt
Organism: Colletotrichum spaethianum
Lineage: Eukaryota; Fungi; Ascomycota; Sordariomycetes; Glomerellales; Glomerellaceae
Product: putative ABC transporter ATP-binding protein
Exons: 1
Coding region: 1-2106 (701 amino acids)
Cellular component (GO): mitochondrion
Molecular function (GO): ATP binding; ATP hydrolysis activity
Source: RefSeq, a predicted model, not a curated record
AUGCACCGAGAUCGCAGGGCGUUACGUACAAAAAGUCUGGGGAAAGCUAUCAGCCCCAGAUUUGAAGAGGAAGAGUCACGAUGUGGACUACCAGCGGGAACGCAGGGACGAUACUCAAUCGACCUUGGAACCUUUACCAAAGAUGCGGCUACCGAAUCGCUCUCCCCGAUCUUGCGGAUUGCCAAUGGCACCUUCUACCGCCGUCACCCCAACGCGCAUUCGACGCAGCCGAACCCGCCGCUCUUCAGCGAACUGAGCUUCGAGCUGCCGUCCUUUGCCGAGACCAAGAACCACUGGUGCGUCGUCGGGCCCUCUCUUUCCGGAAAGACGACGCUUCUGCAGGUUCUGAGGGGUCAGCAUCUUGCGGUUCCGCCGACGGCGCGGACAUAUCCCUAUCUCUCGACAGAUGAGGUGCCGGCGCGGUUGCGGAGCGCGAACCGGGCGAUCCAGUACGUCGGGUUCGAUGGCGAGCAGGGCAGUGCCAUAGGCGGGCCAACAACGAGCGCAUAUCUCGCCGCGCGGUAUGAGUCAAGAAGGGAGAAUACAGACUUCUCGCUAAGGAACUUUUUGCUGGGGAACACGGAGCUGAAUCCGCUAGAGACGUUGCCGGGCGAGGAAAAUCUUAUUUCCAAAGAGCUUUUGGAGAGGGUGGUCACGGACUUGAGGCUGGAACAGCUUCUAGAACUGCCUGUUGCCUUCCUGAGCAACGGCCAGGGAAGGAGGGCGCGCAUCGCGAGAGCGCUCUUGACGACGCCCGAGGUUCUGUUGCUGGAUGAGCCUUUCAUGGGGCUCGACCCACCGACUGUUGCGUCGUUGAGCCCGCUACUUCAGUCGUUGGCUGAGAGGCAGAGUCCCAGGCUUGUUCUGAGCGCGAGGCCUCAGGAUCCCCUACCCGAAUGGAUCACGCACCUGAUCUAUCUGCGGAGUGACUGCCAGGUCGGCUCGAUGGGUCCUAAGGAUAUCGUACUGGAAGGGUUCAGGAAGUAUGUCAGGGGCGUAUGGAAGGGCGGGCUCCAGGAGGAUGAGAAGCUUCCUGUGCACUCACUAGUGGAGAUGGGUAAGACAUUGACCGUGAAGGGCAUUGAAGGCGACGGGCUUUUCGAGUCAAAGGAGAAGGAUCAGCAUGCUGCUGAGUCGACGGCAUCGGCGGAUACAUCGACUUCCGAGGUGCCACUCGGCGAGCCUUUGGUCGAGAUGGACGGUUGCCAAGUGAGAUAUGGAAGCAAAAUCGCACUGGGCAACUGGUCUCAAAAUACACCCUCCGGGCCAAAGGACGGUCUCAUCUGGACGGUCCGAAGAGGAGAGCGAUGGGGAGUGUUUGGUCCGAACGGGUCAGGCAAGACCACUGUCGUGUCUCUCCUCUGUUCCGACCACCCUCAGACAUAUUCUCUACCCAUCAGGCUUUUUGGCAGGAGUAGACUGCCUGAGCCUGGAUCGGGUCGACGGCCCCUUACAUUUUGGGACAUCCAGUCACGGAUUGGACACUCGAGUCCCGAGGUCCACCAACACAUGCCCCGCGGUCUGACGGUACGGCAGGUCCUGGAGAAUGCGUGGGCAGACACGUUCAAGGGGAUCCCCAAGCUCGAUGACGAGGCACGCGGCAAGGUCGAGGCAACACUGCGAUGGUUUGCUCCUGAGCUGAACCCAGGCCACCAAAACUCACCCGCCAGCAGCGUCGACAACCUGUCUUGGUCUAAUGAGCACCUCUUUGGUGGUCUCUCCUUUAGCGCGCAGCGCAUCGCCCUGCUGCUACGGGCCAUCAUCAAGAACCCUGACGUCGUGGUGCUCGACGAGGCAUUCAGUGGCAUGGACGAUUUUGUCCGGGAUAAGUGCAUGCUUUACCUAGCCAAGGGCGAGGAGAAGACGUACAGCGGCGAGCGAAUCGUGGAUAGCGAGGUCGCCAAAGCAGACGAGGUGAGGGUCAAGGGUCUCACGGAUCAGCAGGCGUUGAUCUGCAUCAGUCACAUCAAAGAGGAGGUUCCGGAUUGCGUGCGCGAGUGGAUCUGCCUGCCCGAGGCCAACGAGGGGCUACCGGCACGGUUUGGGCGAUUUGAUGGACCUUUGAGAACGGACGAGAAGCGGUGGAGGGCGCUCUGGGGCGUGUAA